AUGACCAACAUUUACCGGUCGCAUUAUCCAGAUCUAGACAUCAAAUCGCAAGAUCUGAUCUCUUACAUUUUCUCCAACCCAUACAACACUCCUCAUGAUCGACCCAUUUACAUCGAUGCGCAAACGGGGAAGCAAUAUACAUACGGAGAGGUGAUUCAACGCACUCGCUCUCUAGCAUACGGGCUGCAACAAAGUUUCGGUCUCCGAAAGGACGAUGUCAUAGCUUUGUUCAGCCCAAAUAGCAUCGAGUAUCCAAUUGCAUGCUAUGCGAUCGUGGGUUCUGGCGGUCUCGUGGCCCCAACUAGCGCUGCUUUAACAGCGCUUGAGUUGAAUGCACAGCUGAAAACAAGUGGAGCCCGCUUCGUCAUCGCGCAUUCAACGCUGCUUGAAACCGCUCGGAAGGCAGUAAAAGGAACAGCCGUUGAAAAGAUCAUUCUCCUAGAUGGGCCAUAUCCUGUCGAUGGUCAGGCGACAUGCGAGCAUCUCGCGAGCACAUUUCCCGAGGGUACUCUUACGACAGUUUCCCCCGCCGACGCUGCCAAGAGACCCGUCUUUAUUUGCUUUUCUUCUGGCACAUCAGGACCAGCCAAGGGCGUCGUCUCCACCCACCAGAAUAUUGUCGCCAAUCUCCAUCAAUGGCGAGCUAUCAUGUUCGAGACUGGUUCCCCCUCACAAAGACCACAGCGGCACACCGCCGUCGCGUUCCUGCCAUUCAGCCACAUUUUUGGUCUUAGUCUGUAUAUGUGCCAGUGCAUGGCCUGGGGCACUUCGGUCGCGGUUCUCGCCAAAUUUGAUCUUGACAUGUACCUCGGAUGCAUCGAAAAGUAUCAGCCUGACGAGCUGGCAUUGGUGCCUCCAAUUGCCCUAAUGCUAGUGAAGGAUAAGCGGGUCGCCAAUUACAAUCUUCGCAGUGUGAAGCGAGUCAUGUCUGCGGCUGCCCCUCUCACCAGUGAACUUGCCGCGGCCCUGGAAGCCAAAUUCCAAACCUUGUUCCAAACAGAGGUGUUUAUCACACAGUCUUGGGGUCUUACCGAGACCUCUCCUUUGGCGACUGGCAUUCCCAAUGACAGAAUGGAUAAGCGCGGAUCGGGCGUCGGAGUCAUCGCACACAACAUGGAAUUCCGAUUCGUGGAUCCUGAGACUAUGAAAGAUGUAGUUCCCAACGCCGAUGGGUCGACUCCCUCGGGAGAGAUCUGGUGCCGGGGACCGAACGUGACCUCGGGCUACUAUAACAAUGAGGAGGCAACCAAGAGCGCCUACCACACUGAGCCUGAUGGAAGCAAAUGGUUCCGUACUGGUGACAUUGGAGCCAUCGAUAAGGAGGGGUAUAUCGCUAUUCACGAUCGCAUCAAGGAGAUGAUCAAAUACAAGGGUCUUCAGGUCAUUCCCAGUGAGCUGGAGGGGAAAUUGAUUGAGCACCCCGAUAUUGAGGAUGCAGGCGUUGUGGGCAUGUGGGCUGAUGAGAAAGCCACGGAACUUCCUGUUGCUUUUGUGGUCCUUCGUCAGCAGGCAAAGUCCAAUGAUGUGAAAGCCGUCACCGAGAGAAUUAACUCAUGGUUGAAUCCGAAGAUCGCGAAUCACAAAAGACUUCGUGGUGGUAUCUUUGUUGUAGAUCAAAUCCCGAAGAGUCCCAGUGGCAAGAUUCUGCGACGACAACUCAAGGAUUUACUCAAAAGCAAAGCGCCAAAGGCUCAGUUAUAG
Molecule: messenger RNA, 1701 nt
Organism: Penicillium verhagenii
Lineage: Eukaryota; Fungi; Ascomycota; Eurotiomycetes; Eurotiales; Aspergillaceae
Product: acyl--CoA ligase
Exons: 1
Coding region: 1-1701 (566 amino acids)
Biological process (GO): secondary metabolic process
Molecular function (GO): CoA-ligase activity
Source: RefSeq, a predicted model, not a curated record